Messenger RNA from Periophthalmus magnuspinnatus, 2731 nucleotides. RefSeq names its product mesoderm induction early response 1b, transcriptional regulator (gene mier1b). The record is from RefSeq and is a predicted model, not a curated record. Bases 72 to 1607 code for a protein of 511 amino acids. Lineage: Eukaryota; Metazoa; Chordata; Actinopteri; Gobiiformes; Gobiidae. The transcript has 13 exons. Gene Ontology annotation, molecular function: transcription corepressor activity; histone deacetylase binding. Gene Ontology annotation, biological process: negative regulation of transcription by RNA polymerase II. Gene Ontology annotation, cellular component: nucleoplasm.
GUAGAAGGGGGGCGGGACUGAACAUCCGGGUCUUUGGCUGACCCCUUACGUGAACCCGUCGGAUUGCAAACAUGGCGGAGUCCUCCUUUGGCAAUUUGAGUCCAGGAGGUUCAGCAGGUUCUGAUGACCAUGAUUUCGACCCAUCAGCAGACAUGCUUGUGCAUGACUUUGAUGACGAGAGAACCCUGGAGGAAGAGGAGAUGAUGGAGGCAACUGAUGAAGCUAAUGCUAAUGAGAUAGAUGACCUUGCACGGGAGGGAGAGAUGCCAAUUCAUGAGUUAUUAAGCAUGUAUGGUUAUGGAGGCGGUUCACCAGCAGAGGAUGAUGAAGAGGAGGAUGAAGAACCUGACGAAGAGGAGGAGGAUGAUGAAGAGGAUGAGGAAGAGGACAUGGACAACGAUGAGAGCAGCAGGAGCACUGGAGAGCUCAAACGAACCGGGGGUGAGGGCAUGAAAAGCUCCUCUGGUGAAGAGGUGCAGACUCCCCCCGAGGGUCGCACACGUCCCGUCAGAUCACUUGGCACAGCAGAACUUAUUCGUCCUCAGAAAUUGAAGUACUUUGAUAAUAAUAAUGAUAUUGAAGAGGAAUCUGACGAAGAUGAGGACUAUGUUCCGUCUGAAGAUUGGAAAAAGGAAAUUAUGGUAGGUUCCAUGUAUCAAGCAGAAACUCCUGUUGGGCUGUGCAAAUAUAAAGAGAAUGAGAAAGUUUAUGAAAAUGAUGACCAGCUUCUGUGGAACCCAGAGUGUCUGCCUGAAGACAAAGUGGUUGAUUUUUUGGCCGAGGCGUCCAAGCGGACAGGAGAGGAAAAAGGAGUAGAUGCCAUUCCAGAGGGAGCUCAUAUCAAAGACAAUGAACAAGCUUUAUAUGAACUGGUGAAGUGUGACUUUGAUACAGAGGAAGCUUUAAGGAGGCUGAGGUUUAAUGUCAAAGCUGCUAGAGAGGAACUCUCAGUUUGGACGGAGGAAGAAUGUCGAAAUUUUGAACAGGGACUGAAAACAUAUGGGAAAGAUUUUCAUUUAAUACAGGCCAACAAGGUGAGAACUAGGUCUGUAGGAGAUUGUGUGGCCUUUUAUUACAUGUGGAAGAAGUCUGAGCGUUAUGAUUUCUUUGCACAGCAAACCAGACUUGGAAAAAGGAAAUACAACCUUCACCCAGGUGUCACAGAUUACAUGGACAGAUUGUUGGAUGAAACAGAGAGUGCCACGUCCAGUCGAGCAGCGUCCCCUCCACCUGCCACAUCUGGCAGCAGCACCAGUCACUCUGAGAAAGAAGAUGGUAGCGGUCACAAUGGUGUUACAAACCACAAUUCAAGCCACUCUGUGGAUGGUGCCCAAUUAUCUGCAACACAUCAAGUGAAGCCUGAACCUCCCCAGCCCAACGGUCCUUGUUACUCAAUUUUGGAGACACGACCUCACAUUUUAGAAAACUCCAAUGGCUGCAGCCAGACUAAUGCACCCAUCCAUGACCGAAAUGGGUCUAUGGAACCCCCUGUAGAGCACUCUACAGCAGAUCCAGCUCUGGAGCUAGAGAGACCAACCAAAAGAUGUCGAACUGAAGCAGAGCAUUUGCCUUGUCAUGAAAUGGAGUCAAAUACCCAGGAGAACUAAAUUGUGCUCAAUGUAACACCAUUGACAUGGAUUUAUUGCCUCAGUGAUCUUAGGAGGGCAAUUUCAAACUGAAGCAGAAGAACUUUAUUUAAAAAGGUCAUUGACUCUUUCGACCAAGGCCCUCCGACCUCUUCAUGUAUUGGCUGCCUGAGAAGCUCAUCCCAAAGCACCACACUGCGAACGCAUUCUGCACAUCUUCCAUCUUUCUCCAUUUUGAACUCUUGACUAGAACCUCUGUCUUCUAUUUGUACACUUAAAAACUCCCAAUAUUUUUUAUACUUAAGAGAUAUUUAUAUUUUUUAACAUAAAAUAAAAUGUAUGAUGGUUCGCUGCCUAAGCCAUUUAAGCAUUUGAAUAAACAGGAUCUGUUGAAAAUGAACUUCAAUAUGUGCUUAACUUAUCAAAAAGCAAGCAAGGCAAAGACUAUCGCCAGCUAGCAGUCGCACUUUGAUAGAUUGUUCCUCAUGGAGUGCAAGUGAAACCCAGCAGAACCUUUCCACUCCUUGACAUGUAAUGAACUGUACAAUACCUGAUCUCAUUAAUAAACCAGCAGGUUUGUUUGUGUAAAGACUGACAUCAGUGAUGUCCUGUAUUAUUAACUCAUGAUGUUGAAGAUUGCUGUAUUUUUGAAUUUUCAUAGUCGGUGCUUGACAGUUGUUUUUACUAGACAGAAAGUCUGUUUUUUAUUGUAAACAUUGCAUAAAUUUCUUAACUAAAGCAGUUGGUACAUUUUAUAACCAUUUGCUUGUCUGUAUUGUCUGGUUGCUUUUGUAUGCCAUGCUUUUUUGAUCUGUUGUGGAGAUGGAUGCAUCAUCCGAAAAUGACUUUCCAUCUGCAGCGCUUUGGCCGUAUGACUUCCGAUUAUGACUUUUAAGAGAACAUGUUCUGCUCCUUUGUGAAGCUAGUGUCUUCAGUAAAUGGGUUCUUGAAAGUAGACUUUUACAUAUCUUUUUCACAGAUUUAAUUUAUUCUUUGGUAAAGUAGCCGCCUAAUGUGAGUUAUUUGUUUGCACCACAAACAUUCAGACUCGUGAUUAGUUUUCCUCAAAAAUUUACCAUGUAGUUGCUUUGAAAAUGUUUAUUUUUCUGUAAAUGACAUAAAUAAAUGUAUGUGUAUUCCAAGAA